ACUUGAAUGAAAGAAUGACUUAUGGCGUUGAUUAAUUGUGCAUCAUUAUGAAUUUUCUUUUAAAUUUUAGUUGAAUUAUAAUUACGUGAACACCUCGCGUUGUUUUCCGUUAUUGGUUAUAAAAUUUUGGUCUUCCUUGGUCGAGUGUUAUUCGAGCCGUUUUCGGUAGCGUCCUGAGGCUUUGCUGUAUUCAGCUGUUUGUUUGCCAGCUUGUCGCGUAAUCAGCCUUUCAAAUCGAAUAUUGAAUAAUAUGCAGUACGUUGUGAUCGACGUCGAAGAUUCAAAACUCAUCGAAUUUCCAUCUAAAGAUGAUGGAACACUCGCCCUUUCAUCAUUAGCAGCUCUCUACCCGGGUGUUACCGGAUUGAAGUAUGAUCUAAACGGCCACACUCGUGCUGUCAAACCAGCUAAUGGAAUAUUAUAUCCGCCGGAAAACUGUUGGGGAGAAAGAACUUACUACCUUGUAUUUCAGAAAGAUAACACAAAACGCAAGGCUGAAGAUGCCUCAGAAACGUCCGAGUCGAAAACUUUCAAAGUGGAUACCGAGUCGAGAAAGGUUCAUACCGAUUUGGAGGUGUUUGGGUUACCUAGUAAAACAACGGAUAAGGAAUUACGAGACUACUUCUCUAAAUUCGGCGAAGUACAGUUCGCGCAGGUCAAAAUCGAUCCCAUUUCGAAGGAAUCCACACGCUUUGGUCUUAUCAGAUUCGCUAACCAAGAAGUUCGAAGACGAGUCAUAUGGCAAAGACAUCAGAUCGACGGCCGAUGGUUGAACAUACACAUUCCUAAAUCCGAGAUAAAGAAAGAAAUUGAGGAAAUAGUUCACUCGGCUCCUGAUGAGGACACCUUGAUCAGUGUUUUGGCAGAAAAAAUUCGUUUUAUGCAGAAUGAUUGCGUCCAGAUUGAGAAAGACCUAUUAAAGGUGCGCAGUGAGCGACAGAAAGCGGAAGACAAUUUGGUUAAAGUUAAAGCAAGAACUAAAAUGUUGGAGAAACACUGCGCAUUAUUAAUUGAACACGAAGACGAUGAGAAAUUUUCAGAAUUUUUUGACGAUUUAGCCUCAAAAUCAAAUUUAUGGAAGUCCUGGCCUUUUAGCACGGAGGCGGAAAUCGAUAAUGUUAUGGAGCAAGCUGUCAAAUUUGCUCAUCUACGCUCUAGGUCGGAUUCGUUUGAUACUGAUGAAUAACCCAAAAAUACAAUGGUUUUAUGACGAGCUGUAUUCAGUUGAUUCCUGAUUUUUUGGAGACUAAUGAAAGAAAAAACCAAUAUCUGUUUUUACUAAUAACACAGUAAGGAAUGGAAGGAUUUUAUUCGUGAGAUGUAAAAAAAAAAAUACAAUUAAGAUGUACCUUUGUGAUUAUUGUUCCUAUGUAUAAAAUAUAAAAAAUGUUUUUAUUUA
This is a messenger RNA of Planococcus citri (citrus mealybug), 1399 nucleotides long. RefSeq names its product TAR DNA-binding protein 43-like. NCBI's taxonomy places the organism in Eukaryota, Metazoa, Arthropoda, Insecta, Hemiptera, Pseudococcidae. Gene Ontology annotation, biological process: regulation of gene expression. Gene Ontology annotation, cellular component: nucleoplasm; chromatin. The record is from RefSeq and is a predicted model, not a curated record. Gene Ontology annotation, molecular function: RNA binding. The transcript has 6 exons. Bases 251 to 1186 code for a protein of 311 amino acids.